UACAACUGCAUCGACACUGGCUACAUCAGCGUCUAUAUAAUGCAUCCUUUUUGGAACUGGUGUGUGCAGUUUCUACCCAAAUGGCUAGCUCCGAAUCUCAUCACAUUCACCGGCUUCCUGUUGACCGUGGUCAAUUUCAUUUUAAUUGCAUAUUACGACUGGGAUUUCCAGGGAGCGAACAACGCCGUACACACAGUGCCGCGCUGGGUUUGGUCGGUGGCGGCUAUUAAUAUUUUACUUUACUACAAUUUAGAUGGCAUGGAUGGCAAGCAGGCACGUCGCACUGGCACCAGCAGUCCGCUGGGUGAACUAUUUGACCACGGUCUGGACUCUUACUCCGCUGCGCUCAUACCCAUUUAUAUGUUUUCACUAUUUGGCACAAAUGACUUGCCGCCGAUUCAUAUGUUUAGGGUUAUUUGGAAUGUUUUUCUUAAUUUUUAUUUGACACAUGUCGAAAAGUAUAACACCGGAGUUAUGUUCUUGCCGUGGGGAUACGAUUGCACGAUGUGGGGCGUCAGCUUAAUGUUAUUCUUCACCACACUGGUCGGUCCGAAUAUUUGGCAUGCACACCCAUUUUUGAAUGUCAGUAUGGCAAAUAUAUUUGAGUUUGUGCUACUGACUUCGAGCAUGAUAAGCAGUCAUCCAAUUAUCAUAAAAAAUAUAUAUUUAUCAUACAAAAAUAAAACCGGUAAAAUGCUUCCAUUCAUGGAGGCGGCGCGACCACUCUUCCCCUUCCUUUGGCUUUUCGCAAUCGGCACAUUUUGGUGCUUUUACUCGCGUAAUGGCAUCAUUGAUCUGUCGCCGCGCAUACUAUUCGUGCUCUUCGGAACGUUAUUUUCCAAUAUUGCGUGUCGCUUGAUAGUGGCGCAAAUGUCCGACACUCGCUGUGAUGGUUUCAAUCUACUCAUGUGGCCACUAUUGGCUACUGUGGCUGUAUGCUGCUUUCCGCGGUACGAACAAUUGUGGGGCAGCGAUAUUAGCGCUGAAAUGGAAUGUUGGAUUGUGCAGGCGUUAACGAUAUUCGUGACCAUAGCGCAUCUGCAUUACGCACAAGGAGUGGUUUGCGAAAUGUGCGAUCACUUCAAUAUUCGUUGCUUUAAAAUAACAAAGCAAACGGAUGAGGCAAGAGCCGUGGCAAGCGUAGCGCCCGAACAUGAACUCCAACAGAACUCCACUCCAGUUUGAGAGCAAUGCAGUUUACAAGCAGUCAGGAAACCACGAAAA
Rhagoletis pomonella (apple maggot) is the source of this 1224-nucleotide messenger RNA. Its product is annotated as ethanolaminephosphotransferase 1. Gene Ontology annotation, molecular function: ethanolaminephosphotransferase activity. The record is from RefSeq and is a predicted model, not a curated record. Gene Ontology annotation, cellular component: endoplasmic reticulum membrane; Golgi apparatus. Gene Ontology annotation, biological process: phosphatidylethanolamine biosynthetic process. Lineage: Eukaryota; Metazoa; Arthropoda; Insecta; Diptera; Tephritidae.